UAGCGCCGGUCCCCGCCCCGUCCCCGCCCUGUCAGUCCUGCGGCGUUCGGCGGCCGGGCCUGCUCCGCGCCGGAUAAGACACCAGAAGAAUGUUAAAGGACGAGGCUACCUGAGGAAGAUGAAAUUCGGCUGCCUUUCUUUCCGGCAACCCUACGCGGGGUUGAUCUUAAACCGAGUCAAAACCGUAGAAACUCGUUGGCGCCCUUUCCUCGUAGAGCACAAGAACCACACCGUUGCCGUUCACGUAGCUCACAGAGACUGGGAAGACGAAGCCUGGAAAGAUAUUCUGGAGAAUAGACUUGGGAUGGCACCCAUUCAAGUACAGGCAUUAUUGCAAGAAGGGGAAAAAUUUGGCAGAGGUGUUAUUGCGGGGCUUGUUGACAUUGAGGAGACAUCAAAGUGUCCAGAAGAUCUAUCUCCUGAAGAGAUGGUGGAACUUGAAAAUAAAGCUGUAUUGACCAACCUGGACCAAAAGUACUUGACUACUGUUUCAAAUCCUAGAUGGUUAUUGGAACCAAUUCCCGCUAAAGGGGGAAAAGAUAUAUUUCAGGUAGAUAUCCCCAAAGAACUGAUCCCUUUGGAGAAGUAAAUAAAGUUGUGCCUUGGAGAAAACCUUGGUUACUGUUCCAGAUGACUUUCACUUAUUCUCUUUAUACAUAAGUAAAAAAAUAAUAAUUUUGGUGUCUGUGAAGCCCUUGUUUUAUGUCGUGCGCUGUACUAUCACUGGGGUAGAUUUAGGAUAAUCAGUUCCCACAUGGAGCCCACAGAGUAAGCAGGAGGGAGAACAGGUAUUGAUCCCCCAUUUUGCAGAUGAGGGAACUGAGGCACAGAGCAGUUAAGUAACUUUUCCAAGUUCACACAGCAGCUCAGUGGUGCAGCCAGUCUUAGAAGCCAAGGCCUCAGACUCCCAGGCCCAGGCUCUUUCCACUAAGCCUCGCCGCUUCCCAUAAAUAAUUCUCAAAAUUGUUAUUGAUUUCAGUUCACUGAACAUACUAUGUUAGAGUUGUUGCUGAAAGCCUAAGCAGUCUUGAAUUCUAUACUUUUUUUUAAAAACUAGCAGUCAAUGAAGGGAAUGACUAUUUUAGGUUACUGAAAAAAAUAUCCAGAAUAGUUCAUUCUAUUCCAACUGAAAAUUGUUAGUAAAUGUAUUUUGCUAUUCAAAAAACUGAAAAUUGUUCAUAAAUGUAAUUUGCAAGAUUCUUUUGGUAUUAAUGUUAUCGCUCAUUUGGAUUGUGUUUUUCCCAGAAUGUAAUAAAAUAAUUGUCUAAAACAG
Messenger RNA from Ornithorhynchus anatinus (platypus), 1273 nucleotides. RefSeq names its product protein EOLA1-like. The coding region runs from base 119 to 589 and encodes 156 amino acids. NCBI's taxonomy places the organism in Eukaryota, Metazoa, Chordata, Mammalia, Monotremata, Ornithorhynchidae. The record is from RefSeq and is a predicted model, not a curated record. The transcript is spliced from 3 exons.